Coccinella septempunctata (seven-spotted ladybird) is the source of this 1487-nucleotide messenger RNA. RefSeq lists its product as uncharacterized. Lineage: Eukaryota; Metazoa; Arthropoda; Insecta; Coleoptera; Coccinellidae. Gene Ontology annotation, biological process: phospholipid metabolic process; arachidonate secretion. The transcript has 3 exons. The record is from RefSeq and is a predicted model, not a curated record. The coding region runs from base 1 to 834 and encodes 277 amino acids.
AUGAUCGUCAAGAAAUUGGUUUUUCCGUUUAUUUUCGGACUAUUUUGUGCGCUACAGAGUGCGGAGGCUGCGGAGAGAUCGCUUAAUUUCAAUUUUCAUCUUCCCGGUUUGCGGCUCAACGAUGGACCACCCCCAGCCAUCAAGCGAUACGACGGGAAUCGGUUAAGGGAUGAUUCUCUGCUGAUGGUGUACUAUCACGACCUGAGUGUGGCUGUGGUGGAACUGGGACCUAAGAAGUUAUUGCUCAAUUGUAACAUAAUAGAAAUAUAUUCCCCAACCGACGUGGACAAAGCCAUGGGUCCACUAGUGGACAAAACAACCCCAGUGCCAAUUAAUUUCAAUGAAAUGGUGCAUCUGAUGGACCAAUGCGUUCAGUUAGAACGAAUGAAGAGAAGACACCGGACUGGUGUAUCCCAGCAGAGCGAAGAAGAACGAAAGAACUUCACUACGAGAGUUGAAGAGGCCAAAGCUAUAAUCAAUAGCCAAUUAGUUCUGCUCAGUGGAAUCAUACCAGGUACUAAAUGGUGUGGCACAGGUGAUAUAGCCAAGAAUUACCACGAUCUAGGAGAAGACGUAUCGACUGACAUGUGUUGCAGAAACCAUGAUCUUUGCCCGGUGAAAAUUAGAGCGUAUUCGAAAAAAUACAAUCUGAACAACGACUCUUUGUACACAAAAUCACACUGCACAUGCGACGAUAUUUUUCAUAAAUGCAUGAAAAUGCAGAGGACAAAGUCUGCUCAAAUCUUAGGUCACAUAUAUUUCAAUUUGGUCAAAGUGCCUUGCUUGGAAGACCGUGAAGAAGGAAAAAUUUUCAGGAAGGCUAAAGAAUUUUGAUUUCCAGACAGUCCACAAAACUUUAAAUAGGUAUUUUCUGUGAAGAAGACGUUCCAGAAAAUUAAACGAAUGUUUUAUUUCAUAUUCAUCACCUAGUAUAAACCGCGUAGUCCUAUAUCAGAGGCCAUUUUUGUAUCUCCACUAUAUUAUUAGUAGGAAAUUUGGAUAUUUUAUCUCUGCUGAUCAAAAAUCACUUGAAAAGAAUGUUAAUUGCCUGAAAUUCCAUCAUUUUCAUUAAUAAAAUAAAAAAUCAGGAAACGGAUUGCUUCAAAAAGUUAUAUUACUAACUUUUCCUUCAUCCAAGUAGGUAUAUCACAAAAAUAUAACCUAUUAUACAAAAGAAUAGGUUAUUUAUGUUGAAAACUAUCUCUAUUUAAGUUAGACAAUAGUUUUCCUCAACGAAAAUCUUUCAUUUCACUAGAUAUUAUUUAUAUUUAUAUACACUGCGUACCAGGUUCUUAUAUCUAGGAUUUAGGAUAUAAAAAUAAUGGAGCAAUUUCGAAUAAACAAACACUUUAUUUGGAAAAUGAAAUUUAAGUUUUUUUAGAUGAAUGAUCAACGCAUUCUGAUGAAUGCAUACUUAAGAAUAUUAUUUAUUUGUAGAAAGAAAGUAAUCGGUUAAGUACUCAAUGAAUAAAAAAAUCCAAGUGAAA